This is a messenger RNA of Eruca vesicaria subsp. sativa (arugula), 1602 nucleotides long. The record is from the annotation of a GenBank genome assembly. NCBI's taxonomy places the organism in Eukaryota, Viridiplantae, Streptophyta, Magnoliopsida, Brassicales, Brassicaceae.
AUGACUUCCCUUGAUAGUGGAAACGCGAAUGAGUUGCUUGUAAUGACGUGUAUUCUGCAACUUGAUUUUAUAUAUUCCAGAAAAUGCCCAACCACAAACAGUGUUCAAGGGAAGUCUGCAUCGGUUGGUCCAUGGGGAGGCCAAGGUGGUCAUGCAUGGGAUGAUGGAAUGUUCACCACAGUAAGGCAAAUAGUUAUAGCGCAUGGCUCUAGUAUAGACUCCAUCCAAGUUGAGUAUGACAAGAAUGGAAGCUCGUUUUGGUCUGAAAAACAUGGAGGAAAGGGAGGCUCCAAUUUUGAAAAGGUCAUACUUGAUUACCCGCAUGAGUAUUUGACUUCAGUGCAUGGAACCUAUGGCAGCUAUGACAUCUGGGGACAUGUAUGUGUUCGGUCGCUUACCUUUGAGAGUAACCGCAAAAAGUAUGGACCAUUUGGUGUUGAGUCAGGCACAUAUUUCUCAUUGCCAAAAUCAGAGUCGAAGGUUACUGGUUUCCAUGGGAAGUCUGGUUCCUAUUUGGAUGCUAUUGGUGUUCACCUUCAACAAAUUCUUAAAGAGGAUAAUCCAUCGUCGAAAAUUGUUAUGCACUCACAUCAAAAUGUCCGCAAUGGUGGUGAUAAGGAAUUCGAAUACUCAGUGAUUCAAGGAAGUGUAGGUCAAAACUAUGACAUAUUUGUUGCACUCAAGAAGAAAGAUUCAGCUUUGCCUUCUCAUCAUCAGUCCAAAGAACAUACUGGUGCUGAGAUCACCAAGCAUAAGGUGGUGACAGAUACUGAGAAGGUGCAGCCAAAAACUGGAGGUGGUGCCAAAACUUAUGGACCUUGGGGUGGAGCCGGUGGAAUCAUAUUUGACGAUGGGAUCUAUACCGGUAUUAGACAAAUCAAUUUGUCACGCAGUGUCGGGAUUGUAUCCAUGAAGGUGUGUUAUGAUUCUAGAGGACAAGCUGUGUGGGGAAGCAAGCAUGGUGGCAGGGGAGGAUUCAGACAUGAAAAGGUUGUAUUUGAUUACCCUUCAGAGAUUCUAACACAUGUAACUGGAACAUAUGGACCGUUGAUCUACAUGGGACCUAAUGUGAUAAAGUCACUGACAUUCCACACCAACAAAGGAAAACAUGGACCUUUUGGAGAAGAACAAGGACCUUCUUUUUCUCAUAAAACGGAUGAUGCUAAAGUUGUUGGAUUCAUUGGAAGAGAAGGUUUGUUUCUUGAUGCAAUUGGUGUUCAUGUUAUGGACUGCAAAAUAAGUCCCCUCAAGCCAUCUCCUCACAAUGCAAUUGUUCCUCAUAACAACUCUGGAGUUGCGGUAAUCGAAAACUCCCCAUGGGCUAAUAAGCUAGUCCUUGCAGCAAACGGCCGUGGCGAAGAGUUUGAGCGUGGAGUCGUCAAAGAACCAACACCGAACGGGCCUGGACCGUGGGGAGGCAACGGAGGUAAACCAUGGGACGAUGGUGUGUUUUCAGGGAUCAAGCAGAUAUUUGUAACAAGAGGAAAUGAUGCUAUCUCUUCAUUACAAGUCGAAUACGAUAGAAAUGGACAAUCUGUUUGGUCCGUUAAACAUGGUGGUAACAAUGGAGUCUUCACACACAGGGGUAUUACGGACCUCUGA